Messenger RNA from Aureobasidium musti, 4431 nucleotides. The record is from the annotation of a GenBank genome assembly. Lineage: Eukaryota; Fungi; Ascomycota; Dothideomycetes; Dothideales; Saccotheciaceae.
AUGGAAGGUCAAGCACAGCAGUUCGAUGAGCUUCCUCCCAAGGAGCAGGUCAUCGACCGCCCUCCUAAGCGCAUCUCCGAACUCGAGUUUGGUGACAUGGUAAAGCAGUCCGUCGUCGAAGUCUCCGAUCGCAACGUUUAUGACCUUGGUACUGGCCCCGGCGGCAAACGAACCCUCACCGCACACGGUCCUCUCGAUGGCCGCCUCGGAACUUCUUCCAAGACUGGACAGUGUGAGCAGUGCAAGGAGGAUCUCAAGAACUGCAAUGGUCACUUUGGUCACGUCCGCCUCGCCCUUCCUGCCUACCACUGGGGCUACUUCAAGAAGAUUAUGGAAAUUCUCAACACCAUCUGUAAAGACUGCUCCCGAAUCCUGCUCGAUGAAAACACACGCCGAAAAUACUUGCGCCAAAUCCGUAGACCAGAGCUGGACUCCCUGCGCAAGGAGGCCAUCUGCAAAAAGAUCGUCGACGAGGCCAAANAGACAAAGACAUGCUUCUACUGCGGCUCUAUCAACGGCACCGUCAAGAAGGUCGCAGGACACCCUAUCAAGCUCAUUCACGUCAAGUGGCAGACGUACCUUGCUUCCAACGCAAAAUCAAAGGUCAAGCCUGCCUCUAUGGUUGCCUUUGAGAAAUCCUUCGACGAGGCCAAGAAGGGUGUUCCGGAUCUGGAGAAGCACGCCAAACGUGCCGUCGAUGAUAUGAACCCUCUCCGAGCCCUGAAUCUGUUCCAAAGAAUCUCAACAACCGACGUCGAGUUGCUGGGCAUGGAUCCAAGCAGAGGCCGUCCGGAGGCUUUCAUCUGGCAGUACCUGCCCGCUCCUCCAGUCGCUAUCCGCCCGUCAGUCGCUCAAGAAGCUGCAAGCACAGAAGACGAUAUCACAAACAAGCUCGGAGACAUCAUCCAAAUCAACACUCUUCUCUCUGCUGGUCUCAAGUCCGGACAACCGGUCAUGAAGAUUGUUGACAUGUGGGAGUUCUUACAGGUCCAAAUCGCCAUGUACAUUGACGGUAAUCUGCCCGGUCUUGGUCGUGAUUCUGCCUACGGUAAAGCCCUUCGUGGUUUCUGUCAGCGUCUGAAGGGUAAGCAAGGUCGUUUCAGAGGUAACCUUUCAGGCAAGCGUGUCGACUUUUCUGGCCGUACCGUCAUUUCUCCCGACCCCAACCUUAGUAUCGAAGAGGUCGCUGUUCCCUCCAAAGUCGCUACGAACAUGACCUAUCCCGAACGUGUCACCAGAUACAACAUCGAGAAACUCCGUGCAUGCGUCCUCCGAGGAAAGAAGAAGCACCCCGGUGCCAAUUUCGUCAUAAAGAAAGAUGGUCAGAGGAAGGUUCUGGAAGUCGUGGAGCGCAUUGGAAAGCUGGAUCUUAUCGCAAAAGAGCUGGCUAUUGGCGAUGUUGUUGAGCGACACUUGGAAGAUGGUGAUAUCGUGCUGUUCAACCGUCAGCCUUCACUCCACAAGCUCAGUAUUCUCAGUCACAAGGUUAAGGUCAGACCCUGGAGGACGUUCCGACUCAACGAGUGUGUCUGCAAUCCUUACAACGCCGAUUUCGAUGGAGACGAGAUGAACUUGCAUGUUCCGCAAACUGAAGAGGCCCGUACCGAAGCCAUCAACCUGAUGGGUGUCAAGAACAACCUGGCUACACCAAAGAACGGUACUCCCAUCAUUGCUGCCAUUCAAGAUUUCAUCACAGGAGCCUAUCUUUCUUCCAUCAAGGACAACUUCUUCGAUCGCAAGACCUUCAGUCAAAUCAUUGGUUUCAUGUUCCACGACGAUGUUAUUGAGGACCCCGAGACUGGAGAGAAAUUGUCCAUCGAGCUUCCUCCACCCACUGUGUGGAAGCCGCAACGUCUGUGGACUGGCAAACAGAUCUGGAACGUACUGAUGCGACCAAACAAGAAGCUGAACGUCCUGGUCAACUUGGAAGCAAAGUGCAAGCAAUACAAGGCUCCUCCCAAGGGUGUUGCACCCGACAUGAAUGAGGACGAUGCUUACCUGGUCAUCCGCAAUUCCGAAGUCAUGUGUGGUUACAUGGACAAGGCGACAGUUGGUGAUGGAAAGAAAGACUCAGUCUUCUAUGUCAUCAUGCGUGACUUUGGUCCCGACUAUGCUGUUCAUGCUAUGAACCGUCUCGCUAGAUUGUCCGCGCGUUGGCUCACUAACCAAGGGUUCUCGCUCGGUAUCAGCGAUGUAUACCCUAGUGAUGCACUGACGGCGAAGAAGAUGGACCUGAUCAGAACCGCAGAGGCCAAGUGUUAUGAGCUUAUUGACCUCUACAACAAGGGAGAGCUGGAGCGCGAUCCUGGUUGUGACGAAGAGAUGACCAUGGAGAACCAGAUUUCUGGUAUUCUUUCGAAAGUUCGUCAAGAAGCUGGUGACGCUUGUUUCGCUGAGCUCAGUCGCCGCAACUCACCCCUUGUCAUGGCCAAGUGUGGUUCCAAGGGUUCGAACAUCAACGUCUCCCAAAUGGUUGCUGCUGUAGGUCAACAAAUUAUUGGUGGUAAGCGUGUUCUGGAAGGUUUCCAGGAUCGUACUCUGCCUCACUUCGCCAAGGGCAGCAGAGAUGCUCCUGCCAAAGGUUUCGUCGGAAACAGUUUCUUCUCAGGCUUGAACCCUACAGAGUUCAUUUUCCACGCCAUGUCUGGUCGUGAAGGUCUGGUCGAUACUGCUGUCAAGACCGCCGAAACUGGUUACAUGUCUCGUCGUUUGAUGAAGUCACUCGAAGAUUUGUCGGCUCAAUACGACAACACUGUCCGUAAUUCAUCUUCUGGUAUUGUCCAAUUCCAGUACGGAGACGAUAAGUUGGAUCCUGUGGAUAUGGAGGGCAGCGCAAAGCCUGUGCACUUCGACCGCAGUUUCACCCAUGCUGUCACCACUACAUGGGACCUCAACGACCGUGGUUUGAGACCAUCUGAGAUCAUGCAAAUCACGACCGACACUCUUGACCCUGAGAGAGCGAAGCUUGAGCGUAUUUCUUUGACAGGCGAGAAGCUCGGCUACAACGACAGAAGCGACCACGGUGUUGAUCAGUUGGAGAGUGCUCGUGACUUCCUCGACACUGUUCAAAACUAUAUCCAGAUCAAGUGCGAUAAGCUGGCCGCCAUCCGCACCAAGAUUGGUAUGGAAUCUGGUGUCAAAGAUCUCGGUGACAUUGAUGCUGCGGUGGCGGACGAUUGCGAGCAAAGAACAAUCGCUGAUGGUGUGCACAAAAUUUCAACUGCUGCCAUCAGGGAAUUCCUCACGCUGUGCUUGACCAAGUAUGAGCGUUCCAAGGUCCAACCAGGUCACGCCGUCGGAGCCACUGGUGCCCAAUCCAUUGGUGAGCCUGGUACACAGAUGACGCUCAAGACUUUCCAUUUUGCUGGUGUCGCCGGUAUGAGUAUUACUCAAGGCGUACCUCGCAUCAAGGAAAUUAUCAAUGCAAGUCGUGUAAUAUCAACUCCGGUCAUUUCGUGUACACUCGACUCGAAAUACGAGACUGUCGCUGGUCGUGUCGCAAAAGCGAUGAUCGAAAAGACAUAUCUCCGCGACAUUAUCGCUUACAUCGAAGAUGUCUGGUCAGUCACCAGUUCAUAUGUCAACAUGCGUAUCAACUGGGAUACAGUCAUGAAGCUGGGUCUGCGCCUUACCACCCAAGACAUUACUUUCGCCAUCGCAAAAAGCAAGGCCGUAAAAGCACUUGGUGUACAGGUUGCGCCAGUUGGCAAAACACACAUCCGCGUUAACGUCCAAUACGUCCCUGAACCUCGUGGCAAAGCAGCACUUAACAAGACCCGCAAACCCCUCGAGAUUUUCGACAUCAUUCAAGACUUGAAGCGCAUCCUUCCCAACGUGGUGGUGAAGGGUUACCCAGACUGCGCCCGUGCCAUUGUCAAGAAGGAUGACAAGCCCGAUGCCACUGGCCGCGAGCCUGUGUCAGUGCUGGUAGAAGGCUAUGGCUUGAAGGCCUGCAUGACGACCGAAGGCGUGGACGGUCUAAAAACACGAUCCAACAAUGUCAUGGAGGCCAAAGACGUGCUCGGUAUCGAAGCCGCUCGCAGCACCAUCAUUGCGGAAAUCAGCUCGGUCAUGGGAGGUAUGGACAUUGAUCCUCGUCACAUGCAACUGCUUGCAGACGUCAUGACCUACAAGGGUGAUGUCCUUGGUAUCACGCGUUUCGGUCUUGCGAAGAUGAGAGAUUCGGUCUUGCAGCUUGCAUCCUUCGAGAAGACUCCCGAUCAUCUGUUCAACGCUGCAGUGGGCAUGAAGAGAGAUCGCAUCGAAGGUGUCUCGGAAUGCAUUAUUAUGGGACAAAGCAUGUCCAUCGGCACUGGCGCAAUGAAGGUGGUCCGCAAACUUGGCAUUACCGAAGCCGAGCAUGGAAGGAAGAAAUCGGCUUUCGAAUCUGCAUUUGCUUGCCUCCCCAAGACAAUUGCUGCUGCUGCGUAA